AUGAUUUUUUGGUUGGGCGGAAUGGGGGUUUGGGCGUCCGACGCCAGUCCUCCAUCCGAUCCGAACAACUACCCGACCCAUCUCCACCGACAGCCCAUGGACACAAUUGCUGAGGCUGCAGCAGCAGUUGCAGACGAGGCUCUCGAGGAUAGUGUAAAAAGUGAUGGCGCAAUGGCGACCGACGAAGCAACAGCUCUCUUGGGUUUGACAAAAAAUGUCCGAGAUCAAGAUGAUCUAGAGCGAGACAUCACGAACCAAGCGAAUAUGGUUAUGAUUGAACAAGAAGAUGAGCGAGAUCAGAAGCGAAUUGAUAAGGUAACGGUCACUAUCGACAAGCUUGAAAACCAAAAGCGGACCCAGAGACAUCGACUGGAUACCCUCACAAACAAUCCUCUAAUGCGCAAGCGAUGCUUGGACGAGAUUCAACGAAUCGAUGCAGAUAUUGCAGCCUUAAAGCGAGACAUCACCGAUAUUCAAAGCCGAAUAGAUGAAAGACAUCAAUACGAUGGAGCGGAGAAUGGGGAGGGUGACGGUCCUGGUGGCAAUAAGAGAAUGCCGAAUGAAAGCCAACGAGACUUCCUGAUUCGUACCGGCAAAAUUACUCCAUUUUCUCGAAUGCCUGGCAGAGGAGCUGACGGACUGAAUGGCGAUCUUAUAGAAGUACUUAUGGAUGCUGAGGAAGAGGCGGAGCAGGAAGGAGAGCAAAUUACAGAUGAGGCGGAACCCAGAUCUCACCAAAACCUGCGGUUACCAGGCUUUGCAGAUAUAUCGGAGAGCGGAAUCAGCACAUCAGAGAGUGAAUUCUCCUUGCGUCCUCGGAAGAAGAGAAAAUUAGAAGGUGCUUCUUCCUCCUCAACUUCAAGAUUUCAAACUCCUGAUGAGGACGCCUUCACUCCUGUGCUUAGCGAGGAAGAAGUUGAUGAAUUUGAAGACCAGGAUGAUGAGUUGAUGACUUCUAAAACGUCAAAGAAGAGAGCCGCAGGAAAUACAAAAGUUGAGGAGAAGAUUGACCUGACCGGCAUUGAUGAUGGCAAUGAGCAAAUGUACCAGACCCGACUAAAGAGAUGGGUUGAGAAGAGAAGCGCAGCUCGGCGCCGCAAAUUGGAGCAAAAUGAAGCGACCGAGGAAGAGCAUGCUGCGGAAAAUGCGGAUGAAGAGGAAUGGUUCAAACCUUGUCCUGAUGCACCAGAUCACCAAUUUGAUAACGACAUCAAGCUUCCUGGAGACAUCUAUCCAGCAUUGUUCGACUACCAAAAGACAGGAGUUCAGUGGCUUGGUGAGCUUUAUUCUCAGCAGGUUGGUGGCAUUGUUGGUGAUGAAAUGGGACUUGGAAAGACCAUUCAAAUCAUCUCAUUCUUGGCCGGUCUGCACUACAGUAAAAAGCUCACUAAGCCUAUUAUUGUUGUGGCUCCAGCUACCGUUCUCCGACAGUGGGUCAACGAGUUUCAUCGAUGGUGGCCACCUCUGCGAGUCUCGAUUCUCCACAGUUCAGGCAGCGGCAUGAUGAACCUUGGCAGCGAAGGUCGAAUGGAAGAAGUUGAAGACAUGUAUGGUUUCGUUGAGAGGAAGUCAAAAUCGUCAUCGAAAGCAGCCAAGAAGAUUGUUGAUAGGGUUGUGCAACAUGGGCAUGUGCUAGUCACAACUUAUGCUGGUCUUCAGACCUACUCAGACGCGCUCAUUCCAGUUGAUUGGGACUAUGCUGUACUCGAUGAAGGCCACAAGAUUCGAAAUCCUAACACAGCUAUCACCAUCUACUGCAAGGAGUUGCGAACCGCCAACCGAGUCAUUCUCUCUGGAACCCCUAUGCAGAACAACCUGAUUGAGCUUUGGUCAUUGUUCGACUUCGUUUUCCCUAUGCGACUCGGCACUUUGGUCAAUUUCCGACAAUCAUUUGAGGUCCCUAUCAAACUGGGUGGUUAUGCGAAUGCAACCAAUUUGCAGGUCCUGACUGCGACCAAGUGCGCAGAGACGCUGAAAGCCGCCAUCAGUCCGUAUCUGCUGCAGCGUCUGAAGGUCGACGUUGCUGCAGACUUGCCAAAGAAGAGCGAGCAGGUGUUGUUCUGCAAGCUCACCAAGCCUCAGAGAGAUGCUUAUGAGAUGUUCUUGGCCUCUGACGAGAUGACUUCAAUUAUGAAUCACACUCGGCAGUCUCUGUACGGUAUUGAUGUUCUGCGCAAAAUUUGCAAUCACCCAGAUCUGUUAGAUCCUCUACUUCGAGGCAAGCCUGGCUACAAGUGGGGGAGUCCGAAUAAGUCAGGAAAGAUGCAAGUUGUGAAGGCCCUGCUGGAAAUGUGGAAGCGAUUCGGGCACAAAACCUUGCUUUUCUCUCAAGGAGUUCAGAUGCUCAACAUCAUUGAAGGCUUCAUCAAAAGCCUCGACGGAUUCAACUAUCUUCGUAUGGAUGGUGGGACGAACAUCAAGGACAGACAGAACCUGGUUGAUCGCUUCAACAAUGAUCCUGAUCUUCACGUAUUCUUGCUGACCACCAAGGUUGGAGGUCUUGGUGUCAAUCUCACUGGUGCCAAUCGCGUCAUCAUUUUCGAUCCAGAUUGGAAUCCUUCAACUGAUGUUCAAGCGCGGGAACGUGCGUGGCGUCUUGGUCAGAAGAAGGAAGUCACUAUCUAUCGACUGAUGACUGCGGGCACUAUCGAAGAGAAGAUAUAUCAUCGUCAGAUCUUCAAGCAGUUCUUGACGAACAAGAUCCUGAAAGACCCAAAGCAGCGCCAAACCUUCCAAAUGAAGGAUCUGUACGACCUUUUCACUCUUGGUGGUAGCGAAGACGGCACUACGGAAACUGGUGAAAUGUUUAAGGGCACGGAAGUGCAAUUCAACAAGACACCUAAACCUGCUGCUCUCAAAGACGACAUCGCAGUCAGAACAGCCGGCUCGGCAGCUGGUGUCCAUGACGAUGUUGUUUCUCAAGAUAUCACUCAAGCCGACUCUCCACAAGGCGACGCAGACACCGAAGUCCGCAAUCUCACCGGCGUAGCAAGUCUCGAAACUUUCCGCGGCGACCCAGCCGAGGAGAAACCCGCUUCGGAUGAGGCCCGUCUCGUGGAAGGCAUCUUCGCCUGCUCCGGUGUCCACAGCGCUCUCGAGCACGACGAAAUUAUUAACGGCAAGAAAAAAAUCACCGCAGACCGCGGCAUUCUCGAACGAGAAGCCAAGAAGAUCGCCGCAGAAGCAGCAGCUGAGCUACGCAAAGCAGGCGAGGCCGCGCGAACUCUCGAGCCCGGAACCGUGACUUGGACUGGCGAAUUCGGCUCCGCUGGACGCCCUAUUAACAUUCGUCGUGGUGCAGGACCGAGCUCUGCUGGUAUCCUAUCCAAUCUCGCCAAUCGUCAGGGCAUCUCAACUCCUGCGAGUGCUAGUUCCUCGAGGUCGGGUACACCUGGUUCUGCGGAUAGAACUCCUCGAGGCAAGGACUUCAUGAAGCUGAUUAGGGAUUUCAUUAAGCGGCAGGGUGGCUCAGUUCCUAGCCAAGCAUUGGUCAAUCAUUUUGAUCGUAUGUGCAAGAGUCCGCAGCAGACGGCUGAGUUUAAGCAUAUGCUUGGUGAGAUUGCUAGGCUUGAGAAGGGAGCGAAUUCGAGAAUGAGGGGACGAUGGGUCUUAAAGGACGAGUUUAAGUGAUCUUUGGGGGAAAGCGGGAGCUUAGUGGUUACAAUUGAUGCAUUUUCAUGGAGCAUGGUUUGGAGGCAUCUGCAAAGCGAAUGCAUUAGCGACGGCGUUAGGAGGGCCAUAUUGCACUGGCCAUUGAUCAGCAGCCUCUGCUGAUAACACAUUAAAAUCUGAAAUAAAAGACCUCAAAUCUAUCUCAACCUCCUUCUCGGC
Molecule: messenger RNA, 3831 nt
Organism: Hyaloscypha bicolor E
Lineage: Eukaryota; Fungi; Ascomycota; Leotiomycetes; Helotiales; Hyaloscyphaceae
Product: putative DNA repair and recombination protein RAD26
Exons: 2
Coding region: 1-3630 (1209 amino acids)
Biological process (GO): transcription-coupled nucleotide-excision repair
Cellular component (GO): nucleus
Molecular function (GO): ATP binding; ATP-dependent chromatin remodeler activity
Source: RefSeq, a predicted model, not a curated record